Corythoichthys intestinalis (scribbled pipefish) is the source of this 6701-nucleotide messenger RNA. It is a transcript of the gene nrl, whose product is annotated as neural retina leucine zipper. Bases 303 to 1547 code for a protein of 414 amino acids. Gene Ontology annotation, molecular function: RNA polymerase II cis-regulatory region sequence-specific DNA binding; DNA-binding transcription factor activity, RNA polymerase II-specific. Gene Ontology annotation, biological process: regulation of transcription by RNA polymerase II. The record is from RefSeq and is a predicted model, not a curated record. Gene Ontology annotation, cellular component: nucleus. The transcript is spliced from 5 exons. Lineage: Eukaryota; Metazoa; Chordata; Actinopteri; Syngnathiformes; Syngnathidae.
CCAUUCUUUGUGUGUGUGCGUGGGUGUGUGUGUGCCGUCAUGUCGACCACGGCUCAUCGUUCAUCUCUAUGACUGACGGUGGAUUGAACGUCUUUAUGGGUGAAGAAGUGGUACAUAAAACAUCAUAUUUCAUUCUCUGCCUUGAUUCACUCCAGGACCAGAGAGACGGACACACGGACACAAGGAAUCUCGCUUGGAAAAAAAGGAAGCUCCUCACUUCAGCCAAUUUCUGGCCGCUGUCUAUGAGCCACCCCGAGGCUUUCCGGUGGAAUUCCCAGUGUUCCUGACAGACGGCAGACAUCAUGUCCUCGCCCUCCCUCCAGAUGAACUCCCUUCCCCCAAGCCCGCUGGCCAUGGAGUACCUAAACGAUUUUGACCUCCUUAAGUUUGAGGUAAAACCUGAUACGCCGCCUCUCUCCGUUCAGUGCGGGUACUCCAAAUCGGGCAGCUCGCCGUACGCUGGUCACCCACCGCCGGAUUCCAGUUUAAGCUCCAGCCCUUACGACUCGCUGCCGCCCUCACCGACCCUGAGCGAUGCCCACCCGCCGCCGUCGGGCUCGUCCUCACUGUCGUCCUCAUCGUCCUCCAUCUCCUUCCCGCUCUCUGGAUUCGCAUCCAGCGUCGGUACCGCUGGAUCUCAGGGGAAUGCGGACAGCAGUCCAGGCCACGCCGGCCACCCUCAGGGCCCUGGCCCAGCCUCACUGGAGGAUCUGAUCUGGUUCGCCGCCUUGCAACAGCAGUUUGGCGGAGAGGUCCCGGGUCCCGCCAGCCUCCUGGGCGCCCUGGGCGACAGAGAGAGGGCGCCGGUUAAUGGCUUUCUAGGCUGUGAGGACGCCGUGGAGGCUUUGCUGAACUCGGCUGCCGCAGCCGUUAGCUCCCAGUUUUCAGGUCUCUCUCAGGGUUCCAGCAGCGCCUUAGUAGACUCGGGCAGCGACAGUGGCGCCGACACAUCCUGCCCCAAGGGCGGCGACACAUGCCACCGACCGCUUAUCUUCCUGUCCAACCCGUCGCUCCCCAAUGCCGCCUCCUCCGUGGGCUCUACCCCCUACUCACAGCCCCUCAGCCCUCAGGGCCGCCUCAUCCCCCACCAGCAUCACCAUCACCAGCACCACCUUCACCACACCAUGCAUGGCACCCAUCACCAUCAUCAUCACCCACAAAUCGGUCAGUGUGGCGGUAACGAUCGCUUCUCUGACGAGCAACUGGUUAGCCUGUCGGUCCGCGAGCUGAACCGCCACCUUCGCGGUGUCAGCAAGGACGAAGUGGUGCGCCUGAAGCAGAAGCGCCGUACUCUCAAGAACCGCGGUUACGCCCAGUCAUGCCGUUACAAACGCUUACAACACCGCCAUGCUCUAGAAUCGGAGAAACACGUGCUCACGCAACAGUUGGAGCAGCUCCAGUGUGAUCUGACUCGUGUGUUACGGGAGCGAGAUGCAUACAAGGCACGCUAUGAGAAGCUACUCAGCGCCAACCACGCAGAGGCCUCGACGGGCCGCGGCGGCAACAGCACCAACACGCCUUCGCCGCCCCCCGACUUCUUCCUCUGAGGUGACCCCCGCAACCCCGGACAGGAAAAGAGCCAACAUGGAGCAAACAUGGACGUUCGUGACGGUUCAUUAGUUGGUUUUGCUGCUUGGACUCACUUUGAUUACACUGUGAAUGAUAGUUGCACUUGUUUAGGGAAUAGCAGUGCAAAUAAGGACAGAGGGAAAGUACACUAUAUGGACAAAAGUCUUCGGCCACAGUCAAUUUACCAGUCUUUUUUUUUUUAAUCCACUAUUAAGAGUAUAUUCUUAUAAUAUUCAGAAGAAAUUACCUUUUUUUUUUAUUUUAUUCGACCUCAAAAAGGCUUUAGAUUGAUGGAUGGAUGGAUGGAACUUUAUUCAAGUCAAAUAUAUUAAUAGCGUUAAAUCAUCAAAAAAGAUCACAAAUGGAUUCACAAAUACCAAUUCACAAACAGUAAAAAUUAAAAUAUUAAAAAAAUAAUGAACCAUAGAAUUCACUAUCAGUUGACGGGACACAGGGCUUGGGGUCGAUCCGUAAGGAGCCUAUGUUCAAAAAUUUUAAAUUCCAAUAUUUUCAAAACCAGAGCCGCUAGCGACCUAAAAUCAAAACAGGCACCUCCCUUAGGGAUGAGUCUCCAUGAGCAGCGACAUGAAAAAAUUCUAAGUCGUUCCUUAAUAAAAUCCCGAUUAAUUAUUUUUUAUACAAGUAUAACAAAACUUAAAAUGGCUAUAAAAUUCUCAAAUUUUGCACUAGAUGCUCAAAAAUCACCAAAUGCAGAGAAAAUAACCUAUAUUUUCAGGAUCAAUGGCCAUGUUUAACAUAUAAGUAUUUGCCCAAAAUAGCAACUUAAUUCUGUUUUUCAUUUAGUGGAGGUUUUCGCAUCAGUAGCUGAAUACUCGAGGAAAGCAUACAGAGUCAUUUUAAUUUUACUCAACAAAAGCUAAUUUUGCAUUUUCUGUAUAAAACCACAACUUAUUUUGGUUAAAUUCUGAUGUCACUAAUGCCCCAAUGCGUCUGGCCGGCUAUCUGGCCCUCGUCGUUUUUAGAUUGAAAUGUUACAUCAUAAAAAACACGUAAAAGGCGAUUUUUUUUUUUUUUUGUACAGACGCAGAAAUUUCUAAAUGAAUAGUUCUUGGCUAAAAAACAGGCAAUUUGCCAAAAAUACCUGAUCAUAUGAAAUAAAGUUACGCUACUGUGUAUGGUUACAUCAUGGCGGCCAUCACAAAACAAAGAGCUUUUUAAGUUGAAAAUUCUUGUAAAUAAAUGCGUACAUCCCUGAAUUUCUACAGACAUGAACAAAGAACAGUCUAAAUUCUUGGUUAAAAGCAAAAAACCCGGCAGUUAUCAUCCAUUUUAAAUAAAUAUUUCAAGCUAAAAUUAUGCUCUACUGUAAAUCCAACGAGGCGGCCAUCACAAAACAUAGGGCUUUUUAAGUUGAAAAUUCUUGUAAAUAAAUGCGUACAUGGUACAUCCCUGAAUUUCUAUAGCUAUGAAUAUAGAACAGUCAUCAUCAGUCAAUCAUCUUAAUUUUACUCAACAAAAACAAAAUUUACAUUUUUCUAUAUACACAAUCACAACUUAUUUAGGUUGAAUUCCUAUGUUCCUUUUGCCUCAGCACGGAGGCACGUCUUGCCAGCUAUCUGACCCUCGUUAUUUUUAGAUUGAAAUUUUACAUAAACUAAAACAUGUAAAAGGUGAAAAAAAAAUUGUAUGGACGCAGAAAUGUCUAAAUUACUACUUUUUUGAAAAUACUUGUAAAUAAAUGCGUACAUCCCUGAAUUUCUAUAGAUAUGAACAUAGAACAACCUAGAUUCUUGGCGAAAAGCAAAAAACCAGGCAGUUAUUAUUCAUUUUACGUAAAUAUUUCGAGUUAAACUUACGCUAAUUUUUUCCAUACAUUUUUUUCACGUUUCAAAGUGAAUGCAUGGGGCUAUUUUAUAUGAUAAUUUACCUUGAAUCCUCGACCAAAUCACUCUUGAGACACUCCUGCCUGGUUGUACGCCGUAAAACUUUUAUCCUUUUUCCACCUAAAUCCGGCGUUUGAACGCAGCGUGUGUUUGGGCAAACUCAAAUCACAGUGAAAGCCAAAUGCUCUGCCUGGGUCGACCCCCAACAGGAAGGCGUAGCACAAUGUUUGUGGGAGCUGUCUUGUCUUGGUGAAGUCUAUGUAAUGAUCGCUAAUUCAGAUCAUUUAAAUCAAAAUCUACAAUAUAAAGCACCCCGCCUUUUUUCCCUCCGAAUGUUUAGGCUUUUAAUUUUUUUUAAAAUAAGUAUCACAAGUCUAUCUCAUAACAUUCUAAUUUCAACAAUUAAAAAAAACACCUAAUCAUUGUCUGAUUAGCCAAAUUUUAUAUUCCAAUGUGGUUUUGUUGUUGUACAAGAUAAUAAUAAUAACAAUUAGGUUUGUUCCGAUCAUGUUUUUUUGCUCCCGAUCCGAUCCCGAUCGUUUUAGUUUGAGUAUCUGCCGAUCCUGAUAUUUCCCGAUCCGAUUGCUUUUUUUUUUUGCUCCCGAUUCAAUUCCAAUCAUUCCCGAUAAUUUUUCCCGAUCAUUUUGGCAAUGCAUUAAGAUAAGCAUUAUGCAUUAAAAAAAAAAAUGAAUAAAACUCGGACGAAUACAUACAUUCAACAUAAGGUACAUAAGUACUGUAUUUGUUUAUUAUGACAACAAAUCCUCAAUAUGGCAUUUAUAUUAUUAACAUUCUUUCUGUGAGAGAGAUCCACGGAUAGAAAGACUUGAAAUUCUUAAAGGAUAAAUGUGACUUUGUAUAUCGUGACUAAAUAUUCCCAUCUAGUGUAUUUGUUGAGCUUUCAGUAAAAAAUACUGCAGCCAUUUAACUUCUGCCCAAAUGCAUGAUGGGAAGUACAACCAUGACUGUGCGUAGUGCUACCAAUUGAUAUAUCUUCCCUGCGUUGGGAAAUAACAUAGGGUGUUAAGAAAAACAUCAACUACUACCUUUCUUCCCCACUUUGCUUCCCACGAUAUUUCUAAUUGUAGGGAGACGGAUUGUAAGGCUUUAACCAAUUAAAAUAAGGCUCCAAAGGCUUCCAAAAUUCACUCUACUCAUUUUACGCUGCCUUUUAGCUCUCUAUAUAGGUAAAACGGCGCCAUAACAGAUUGAACGCGACAAUGCGUGAGUGGGUCGUGCAGUGCAUACAUUAAUUGCGUUAAAUAUUUUAAAGUGAUACAUUUUUAAAAAUAUUAAUUACCGCCGUUAUCGAGAUAAAUUUGAUAACCCUACCUUAAGCCUAAACUAAAGACUCUGGAUGAGUGUAACGUAUUAUGUCUGUAACGUUAAAUACAAUUAGAAAAUGAUUUAAUUAAAAUAUAUAUAUAUUUUUUAAAAAGGCAUGUCCGAUAUUUUUUUGCCGAUUCCGAUACUUUGAAAAUGACAUGAUCGGACAUCCCGAUCGAUCGGGAUAUCUCUAAUAAUAAUAAUAAUGAAAAUUCAGCAUUAUUAAAUAUGACAAUUUGAAAUUUUCGUAACAUUAAAAAUAAUCUUUCCUUUAUUAUUUCAACCCUAUUCCUCAAAUAUUCUGUCUUUAUUUGACUUGUUCUCAUAAAUUUAAUUAAUAUAAAUAAAAUCCACUCAUUUUAAAUCUAAAAUGAUGUUAUUUGAAUAAUAUUUCAACUUUAAUCAUAUAUAAUAUCAAAAUUGAAUUUUCUGGAUAUUCAAAAUUUAAACAGAAUAUUGGGAUAUUUUUUUCAUUAAAUUCCAAAGUAAUCCUUGAAAAGAUGAAACAAUACAUUAAUUUACAAUGGCAACUCCAUUCUUGGAAAAUUAAAGAUAUCAGGUUCGGUCAAAGGAUCAGCCCCAUUUUUCUUUUUUUUCUUUUUUUUUCUUUUUUUUUCUUUUGACUUUCUGAUUAUGUCUUGACCCAAUACUUCUGUCCAUGUAGUGAAUUUGAAAAGGACUUACAAUGCAUUAACACUUCUGAGCAUUUCAUCUAUGCAAAGUUAGCAUCUAUCCAAUAGUCUCAAAUAGAGGCUUUGAGGCUUAAACUAGUUAUUUUUUUUACAUAUACAUAUAUAUACUGUAUCUAGAAACUGUAUAAGAGGCUGCUAAAGCAAUAUGAGUGGUGCAGUGGUGCUGGCAUGCAGUUUAUUUUUCACAGUUGCCUACCAAAGAGUUCUAGCUCUUUUAUUGUCGGAUUGAAGAAUGUAUGACGGGAAUCUUCCUGUGAUUGUGCUCAAGGUGGGACAAGAAGCACCUUUUGUUUUUGUUUUUUGGGAAAAGACAUCAUUUUGCUGUUUUGCUUCUUGAGUUCAGACAUACAAAAGAAUUGCUGCUUAGUAGGUGUGCUAAUCUUAUGCAGGGUUUGCUAUCCUCAGCAGUAAAUCGAGCCUAGUCGACAUAUUUAUGCAAAAUGGCUACACUAUUUUUAUGAUUUGAUAUUCAAGUUAAAAUGGCCGACUUCCUAUUCAAUUUCCGGCAUUAACUCUCGAGACACCCAAAUUUGUGUACAUGAACAAAACUAUUUUCAGGGACUAUUUUUUUCCUCACUUCUGAGUAUUUAAAAUCAACCAAAAAAAUAGCUGCUACAGAUGAAAAUGAUCAACUCCCUGUUUAGGUUCGAAAAUGGGUCCUUGAGACCUUUUCGUGCAUGCGCACUGUUAUGAUAAACAAGUCCAUCCAAUUUGGUUUCAAUCAGCAAUUGUAUUCCAGGCUGAUUUUCCCCCUAUUUUCCAGGGGGCGCUUCUGAGGGAGUUUUGAGGCAUUGUAUUCAGGACCCCUUAGAUUCAAAAUUAUACACCAGGGCACAUGGGCCUACCAAAAUUUGGCCAUUUUCAGGCAAGCCCACCAAAAAGGUAUUAAUUUGUCAAAAAAUGAAUGAAUGAAUGUCCAAAAAGUAUGGUCAUUGGGCCCUAAUAAUAAGUAAUAAUGCAGGGAUAACAAUGCAGCAAAACAAUCAACUCAUGGAGACAUGAAAACAUUGACAGGGUGGAUGCAUUAGAGCUAUUUAUUUUGUUUGAGUGUAGAAUAAAUAAGUUGCUGUUUUAUUUAUUUACUUAUUUAUUCUGUAUUUAUUGAUUGUUUCAUUUUGUGCUGAUUCUAAUCACUUAUUUGAUCUCAUUAGUGUGUAUUUGACUUUCUUACUCUUGGUUUUGCUCCCCCACAACACAAAUGACGACAGCCAUUGUGAACAGUUCCCGCUCCUACUGUAGUGUGGUUUCACAUCAAAUAAACUUGACAUAC